Parnassius mnemosyne (clouded apollo) is the source of this 801-nucleotide messenger RNA. NCBI's taxonomy places the organism in Eukaryota, Metazoa, Arthropoda, Insecta, Lepidoptera, Papilionidae. The record is from the annotation of a GenBank genome assembly.
AUGAAUGGUGCCAUCAAAUUUAUAUUUUUAUUUCUGUUAGGAGUUAUUUCAGCAACUAUUUACGAAAACAGUAAAGUUGAUGUCGAAGAAUCCUCUAAAAUUCUUUCAAGAAGAAAGCGAUUCAUUGUGUUUCCCGAUGGAAGCUCCUUCCAGUUGGUGUUCUGUGCUCAAAAUCAGGGUUAUCUACAAGUUGGAGAUGUUGUGUGGUUUGGUAAUACAGCGGCUUUAGCCUGGCAACUUCCGUCGGAUCCGCAAUCAUUUUAUUUGUUCAAGGAUCAUGAUAAACUUCAUGAAGCUCAGAGAAGAAAUGGAAUAACAAAAACUAUAUACUUUUUGGAUGAAAAUGGAAAAGUUCUCACUAAAAUGCCAUAUCGCAAGAGACCUAUAAUCAAUCCAGCAUUUGCUAAGCGAAGCAUAGAUGGACAAAUUCAGAAUAAAAGAAAUCUGACACAGGCAAUCAAGCAAUUACAUGAUGCGCAAUUAAAAAAUGAUUUUCUGGAAAGUUUAGAUAAAGACAGCAUAACAUUUCAUAGAGAAGGACGAAAAAGCUUUUACGCUAAAUUCGAAAAGUUUUUACAUGGAAUGGGUUGGCGUGGCCGAGAAUGCCUCCUACGCAUGCUUUGUGAGACAGGUCGAGGUAAAACUGAACAAGGCACGUUCCUUCAGGAAAUCAUGAGGGCUACGCUUACGUUACCGCAAGGAAAAAAAUUUGAUACGGAAUACUACAAUGAAUACGACAAAGCCCAUUUUAGUGACGGCGACUGUGAAACACUCUACCCACAAUGUGAUAAAUUGUAUUAA